AAGUCAAACAAUACCCUAAUAGCAAAACCCUAACACGUUUGUUUUUAUUCUAGGGCUUCUUAACGUCCCCAACCGAUUUGGAUCCUGAAGCUAGGGUUUUUGAGCGAUGGAAACGGCGACUACAGAGACGGUGAUGGAAACGGCGACUACGGAGACGGCGAUGACAACGGAGACCACGGAGACGGCGAAGGCAGCUGUGACGGAGAAGAGGAAGCCGGUGUUCACGAAGGUGGACCAGUUGAAGCCGGGGACCGGUGGCCACACUCUGACGGUGAAGGUGGUGAGCUCUAAGACCGUGUUGCAAAAGGGCCGAUCGGUGUCGCAGCAUCUUCGCCACACUCGUAUUGCUGAGUGUCUUGUUGGGGAUGAGACUGGGGCGAUCAUCUUCACUGCUCGUAACGAUCAAGUUGAUAUGAUGAAGGCGGGCGCCACCGUGAUUCUGCGCAAUGCAAAGAUUGACAUGUUUAAGGGAUCAAUGAGGCUAGCAGUUGACAAAUGGGGACGUGUUGAAGUGACCGAGGAUGCUAACUUUGUAGUUAAAGAGCAGAACAAUCUUUCGCUAGUUGAGUAUGAACUGGUUAAUGUGCUGGAAGAGUGAUAGGUAAAUACAUUGCCUUAAGAAGUGAAUAUAUUACGAGGUUACAAAAGGUUUGAUUAUUGUUGGGUGGUCCUUAAUCAGAUGCAGCUUUUAUGUUUGCUACACAAGUCUUGCCAGAGAUGUUUUCGGUUUUGAAGCAGUGAACUGUUUCAGCUUUUAGCUACUUGGAAAGGUCGAUUAUUGUUGUGCUUUAUGUUCUUAUAUGGCAGAACCCUGCACAGUAAAUAGAUAAUAUAUUGGCAAGAUGUCUUCAGUUUUCUUUU
Molecule: messenger RNA, 861 nt
Organism: Vitis riparia (riverbank grape)
Lineage: Eukaryota; Viridiplantae; Streptophyta; Magnoliopsida; Vitales; Vitaceae
Exons: 2
Coding region: 107-598 (163 amino acids)
Source: RefSeq, a predicted model, not a curated record